Messenger RNA from Diversispora eburnea, 1254 nucleotides. NCBI's taxonomy places the organism in Eukaryota, Fungi, Glomeromycota, Glomeromycetes, Diversisporales, Diversisporaceae. The record is from the annotation of a GenBank genome assembly.
AUGUUUUGUACACCAGAUGGUACAAAAUUUACUUGUUAUCUGGUUGGAGUAGCAGGAGGAACUGCUAGUGGAAAAACUAGUGUUUCCAGACGUAUAAUUGAAAAUCUAAAUGUACCAUGGGUGGGAUUUCUUAGCAUGGAUUCUUUUUAUAAACCAUUAACACUUGAACAAAAAAAAGAGGCAUUCAAUAACAAUCACAAUUUUGAUCAUCCCAAUGCUUUUGAUUUUGAUUUAUUACUUGAAAACCUGAAAGAUUUGAAAGAAGGAAAGAGAGUUGAAAUUCCAGUAUAUGAUUUUAAAACUCAUUCUAGGCUUCCACAGACAACUCCUCUUUAUGGUGCAAAUGUCAUUAUAUUUGAAGGAAUUUUUGCACUUUAUGAUAGAAGAAUUUUGGAAUUGCUGGAUAUGAAGAUUUUUGUAGAUACUGAUGCAGAUAUUCGACUCGCACGUCGUUUGAAAAGGGAUAUUAGCGAACGAGGUCGUGAUAUAAAUGGUGUUCUGCAACAAUAUCUAAGUUUCGUCAAGCCAUCUUUCGAUCAAUAUAUACAACCUACAGUUAAGAAUGCUGAUGUGAUCGUUCCCCGUGGACUUGAUAAUUUAGUAGCAAUUGAUUUAAUUACCAAACACAUUCAACGUCAACUUAGUGAAUUUCGUUUUAAUUUUCGAUGGGAUUUACCAAAAAUUGUUUGUGGUGAAGAAUUACCCAAUAAUGGAAUGCACACAAUUAUUAGGGAUCGAAAUGCUCUACGUGAUGAUUUUAUAUUUUAUGCUGAUCGCCUUGCAACCUUAGUCGUUGAACAAGGUCUAUCCGAAGUUGAAUAUAAAGUACAUAAAAUUAUGACCCCACUUAAUUUACCUUAUGUUGGUAAGAAAUUUGGAGAUAAGAUCUGUGGUGUUUCUAUUGUUCGCGCAGGGGGAACAAUGGAGGCCGGUCUUCGAAGAGCUGUCAAGGAUGUAUCGAUUGGUAAAAUAUUAAUUCAAACCGAUUUAGAAACUGGUGAACCAUCAGAUGCUCAAAUAUCGACUGGUGCUUCAGCAUUGAUGGCUAUACGCGUUUUACUUGACCAUAACGUUCCUGAGAAUCGCAUCAUCUUUUUAACGUUCCUCGCAACUCCAUUAGGGAUUCACGUACUUAAUAAUGCUUUCCCAACGGUUAAAAUCUGCACUUCAAUGGUUGAUCCACAAGUUAAUAAAGAAACAUUAUUUAUUGAGCCUGGAAUGGGAAAUUUUGGCGAUCGUUAUUAUGGCACAUGA